AAUGUCUUGCUUGAAAUGGGUGUGCGAGGUGUUACUAGGGAAACAAAUACCUGUAAUUUCAUUUUCUGGUAUUUCUCCUUGCAGAUCUUUCCUUUACUGAUAAUGAAUUUUGCCACUAUGGAGGUUUCUUUUUCAGAGGUCACCAUUGCCUUCUUUUUGGUGGCCAUUAUUUUAAUGUCUAUACAAUUUUUAAUGAAGAACAAGCAGCCCCGUCCACCAGGACCUUGGUCAUUACCAAUUGUGGGGAAUCUUCUUCAGCUUGAGGAGCAUUCGUACAUUUCCUUUGAGCACUUGAGGAAGAAAUAUGGAAAUGUCUUUCAGAUAAAGCUGGGAAUGAUCCCUGUUGUGGUAGUUAAUGGCCUGGAUGCAGUGAAACAGGUGCUGCUGAGAGAUGGGGAGAGUUUUGCUGGCCGACCUGACAUGCACACAUUUUCAUUUUUUGCUGAUGGAGAGAGCUUGACGUUUUCUGUCAAAUAUGAAGAAAGCUGGAAGCUUCAGAAGAAAAUUGCCAGCAAAGCUUUAAGAUUGCUCACCAAAUCUGAAGCCAAGUCCUCAACUUGUUCUUGCCUCCUUGAAGAACAUGUUUGUGCUGAAGCUUCAGAACUGGUGAAAACAUUCUUGGAGCUCUCAAAGAACGGUGGUUUCGAUCCUACAGCUGUGACUACCUCUACUGUUGCUAAUGUUGUUUGUGCCCUCUGCUUUGGCAAGAGGUACAAUCAUAAUGAUCAAGAAUUUCUGAGCGUGGUUAAGCUAAAUGAUGACUUUGUAAAAGCCUCAAGUGUCUUCAAUCCUGCUGAUUUUAUACCGUGCUUACGUUACCUUCCACUGCCAACUGCAAAAGCUGCUCGUAAAUUUUAUGGGAAGUUCAAUGACUUUAUUGCAGCACGCAUAGAAGAUCAUGGCACCACAUACGACGAGAACCAUCUCAGAGACAUCACUGAUGCUCUGAUUAAUGUUAGCAAUGAAAAAAGAGACGAUGGGAAAACUGCUGCCUUGUCUGAUAAGAAAAUAAUAAAUACUGUCAGUGACAUCUUUGGGGCAGGUUUUGCUACCAUGUCAACAUGUUUGUCAUGGAUAUAUCUAUACUUGAUAAAGAAACCAGAAAUUCAAACCAAAAUUCAAGAAGAAAUUGAUGAAAAGAUUGGACUAAGACCACCAAGGUUUGAUGAUCGAAAAGAUCUCCAUUAUACAGAAGCUUUCAUCAAUGAAGUCUUUAGACACAGCUCCUUUAUGCCAUUCACUAUUCCUCACUGUACCACCAGAGAUGCUGUUCUCAAUGGGUACUAUAUUCCUAAAAACACUUGCAUCUUCAUUAAUAUGUAUCAAGUAAAUCAUGAUGAAACUGUGUGGGAGGAGCCAUACUUAUUUAAACCAGAGAGGUUUCUGAAUGAAAAUGGAGAACUCAACAAGAGCUUGACUGAGAAGGUUCUGAUCUUUGGAAUGGGGAUACGGAAAUGUUUAGGGGAGGAACUAGCUCGCAAUGAGACUUUUGUUAUCCUCACCACCAUCUUGCAACAGCUGAGACUGGAGAAACCUCCUGAAGAUCAGUUGGACCUGACUCCAUUGUACGGCCUCUCUAUGAUACCCAAACCAUAUCGAAUUCAAGUAGCACCACGCACUUGACAUGAAAGAUGGUUCAAAAGGCACAUCUUUUUUGUUACCUGGAAACAUCUGUUUGAUAAAAGACAUACUCUUACAACUGUCUCCUGAGAGAAGAGAAUUAAAGUGCUAUGACAUCCUGUGGUAAGGCAUAGAGAAAGGUGCUAUUCUCCCGCUCUGUUUCCUCCUUGUUUUCUAGUGUGAUAAGGCUCUAAGACUUUUUCUGCAGAAUAAUACACCUAAGCAUUUAAAUGUGUUUCUGCAUAUUGUUAGUAUAAUUUCAACUACCAGGUUUCCCGCUUUGCUCUUGCUUACUUUAUUUGUCCUUGGAAUACUGUCCACACCAUUUUGAAAAACAUGAGGAAAUAACGUUUACUUGGUACACUAAGUUCUGAUGUCAUAAACAUAGGUAUUUCACUGUCAUGUGCUUGUUUCUGCUUUGGAAGUCUUGCCAUUUUACUUGAGAAACUUCAUAUUUUGCCCUCAUCUAUGCUGUACUCGAUAUUUUUCAUGGUGAGACAAGUUUCUAUUCUUUUGGAAAUAAAAGAGUCUGAUGUUCAUUUUC
Molecule: messenger RNA, 2164 nt
Organism: Sceloporus undulatus (fence lizard)
Lineage: Eukaryota; Metazoa; Chordata; Lepidosauria; Squamata; Phrynosomatidae
Product: cytochrome P450 1A1-like
Exons: 6
Coding region: 16-1623 (535 amino acids)
Biological process (GO): hormone biosynthetic process; progesterone metabolic process
Molecular function (GO): oxidoreductase activity, acting on paired donors, with incorporation or reduction of molecular oxygen, reduced flavin or flavoprotein as one donor, and incorporation of one atom of oxygen; heme binding; steroid 17-alpha-monooxygenase activity
Source: RefSeq, a predicted model, not a curated record